AGGGGGCGGGGACCGGGCCGGGGCGGCGGGGGCGGGGAGGGCGCGCGCCCAGGCGGCUGCGGCAGUUGCGCGCUGGGAUUGCUGCCGUGCGGCGGGGCCGAAUUGAGUAUACAGUUAAAAUAAAAUGACAACCUCCUGGAGUGAUCGGUUACAAAAUGCAGCGGAUAUGCCUGCUAACAUGGAUAAACAUGCCCUGAAAAAGUAUCGACGAGAAGCCUAUCAUCGGGUGUUUGUGAACCGAAGUUUAGCCAUGGAAAAAAUUAAGUGUUUUGGUUUUGAUAUGGAUUAUACCCUUGCUGUGUACAAGUCCCCGGAGUACGAGUCCCUCGGCUUUGAGCUUACCGUGGAGAGAUUAGUUUCUAUUGGCUAUCCUCAGGAGCUGCUCAGCUUUGCAUAUGAUUCUACAUUCCCUACCAGGGGACUUGUCUUUGACACACUGUAUGGAAAUCUUUUGAAAGUUGACGCCUAUGGAAACCUUUUGGUCUGUGCACAUGGAUUUAACUUCAUAAGGGGACCAGAAACUAGAGAGCAGUAUCCAAAUAAAUUUAUCCAACGAGAUGACACUGAAAGAUUUUACAUUCUGAACACACUAUUCAACCUACCAGAGACCUACCUGUUGGCCUGCCUAGUAGAUUUUUUUACUAAUUGUCCCAGAUAUACCAGCUGUGAAACAGGAUUUAAAGAUGGGGACCUCUUCAUGUCUUACCGGAGUAUGUUCCAGGAUGUAAGAGAUGCGGUUGACUGGGUUCAUUACAAGGGCUCCCUUAAGGAAAAGACAGUUGAAAAUCUUGAGAAGUAUGUAGUCAAAGAUGGAAAACUGCCUUUGCUUCUGAGCCGGAUGAAGGAAGUAGGGAAAGUAUUUCUUGCCACGAACAGUGACUAUAAAUAUACAGAUAAAAUUAUGACUUACCUGUUUGAUUUCCCACAUGGCCCCAAGCCUGGCAGCUCCCAUCGACCAUGGCAGUCCUACUUUGACCUGAUCUUGGUGGACGCACGGAAACCACUCUUUUUUGGAGAAGGCACAGUACUGCGUCAGGUGGAUACUAAAACUGGCAAGCUGAAAAUUGGUACUUACACGGGCCCCUUACAGCAUGGCAUCGUCUACUCAGGGGGUUCUUCUGAUACCAUCUGUGAUCUGUUGGGAGCCAAGGGCAAAGACAUUUUGUAUAUUGGAGAUCACAUUUUUGGGGACAUUUUAAAAUCAAAGAAACGGCAAGGCUGGAGAACUUUCUUGGUGAUUCCUGAACUUGCACAGGAGCUGCAUGUGUGGACUGAUAAGAGUUCACUUUUCGAAGAGCUUCAAAGCUUGGAUAUUUUCUUGGCUGAACUCUACAAGCACCUUGACAGCAGCAGCAAUGAGCGCCCAGACAUUAGCUCCAUCCAGAGACGGAUUAAGAAAGUAACUCACGACAUGGACAUGUGCUACGGGAUGAUGGGAAGCCUGUUUCGCAGUGGCUCCCGGCAGACCCUCUUCGCCAGCCAGGUGAUGCGGUAUGCCGAUCUCUAUGCAGCAUCUUUCAUCAAUUUGCUGUAUUACCCAUUCAGCUACCUCUUCAGAGCUGCCCACGUUUUGAUGCCUCAUGAGUCAACGGUGGAACACACACAUGUAGAUAUCAAUGAAAUGGAGUCCCCCCUCGCCACCAGGAACCGCACGUCCGUGGAUUUCAAAGAUACCGACUACAAGCGGCAUCAGUUGACACGGUCGAUUAGUGAGAUUAAACCCCCCAACCUCUUCCCACUGGCCCCCCAAGAAAUUACGCAUUGCCAUGAUGAAGAUGAUGAUGAAGAGGAGGAGGAGGAAGAGGAAGAAUGAGGUGGAAAACCAAAACUCUCAGCACUCAUUAAACAAGUUCUGGCGGGACUCACAGGAGCAAAGGCUGUCUCUCUGUGGGUCCUAGUGGGGGGUGGGGGGCUCCAUCAAAGGUACAUCUGGAAAGUUUCUGAAGACUUUAAAAUAUUCUAAUCAUAGGGAGAUACUUGUUUUAGUUUUUUGCAUCUGCACUCUUUGCAGCUGGUUCAGAAUUGUAAGAGAGUCUGUAUCGGAGGAGAGGAAGGGUCAAGCGGGGCUGAACUGCAUGCAGCUGGCUCCGUUGUGGUUUGUGACACUGUUUCAUCAUCAAUAUAUCAUAGUGUAUCCAGAAACACGAAGGGUGGUGGAGGGUCCCAGAGUGAAACAAAGACAAUGGGAAGAGGUGAUCCAAAAAUGUUAUGGUACAAAUUGGGCUCUUACUACAAAAACCCAUCUUUUUCAGUGCAUUACAUAAGUAUUGUAUAUCAGUGGAGAAAUCUAUUAUUUCCAUGAUCAAAUGUAGUUUUUUGUUAAGGUCAAAGUUCUUUUACAAGCUUUUAAGUGUCCUCAGGGACUCUGGGAAGGCUGCUGUCAGUGGCUCUGCAGACUGUUCUCUACUUACUAUAGGGCUGGUCUGGAAUGGACUGCAGUGAUUUCAUUUUGAGGCAAAAAUCUUCAUCCACUUCUACAUUUUUUUUAACCGAUAGCAAAAAUGCUUAUUAUCCAGAAACCUAGUCUUUUUCUUAUCUAGGACGAAUCUAUAGAAAGGAUUUCGCUGAAAGGACAAAGGAGCAAGCCACCCAAAAGGAACAGAACCUCCUUCUUACACUGUAACUGAGCAAAAUUCAUUAGCGUGGGCUGCAUAGUGUGGCUUAUGCCUGCCCCACUCCUCAUUCCAGCCUUCUCUAUCCUCCUGCUGUAUUUCAUAUUCACGCAUUAGAGGGUGGGAAGAGAUCUCUGGAAGCCAGAACUGCUACUCAAACGGAGGGCACAAUGAGUGUGAAUAAAUUCACUGCAGAAUCCCAAGUCACAUCACUUCUUGUUGUUCUGAACAAGAGUGCUGGAUCAUUACUGUAUAUUUUAAGGUAUUAUAACAGCCUCACCAGAACAGUGAAAGCUGUUACAACAUUUUCCACAGUGGUGUAGACUCCUACUUUAACCUUCAUAUGUUUUUUCCAGUCUUACUGUCGUUUGUCAACAUGGGAGGGUUGAUUAGCUGUUCUAGAAUUCAAUAAAGUAUAAUAUUUCUAAUACUGA
Messenger RNA from Sus scrofa (pig), 3046 nucleotides. It is a transcript of the gene NT5C2, whose product is annotated as 5'-nucleotidase, cytosolic II. Gene Ontology annotation, molecular function: 5'-nucleotidase activity. Gene Ontology annotation, biological process: adenosine metabolic process; IMP metabolic process. NCBI's taxonomy places the organism in Eukaryota, Metazoa, Chordata, Mammalia, Artiodactyla, Suidae. The record is from RefSeq and is a predicted model, not a curated record.